GUCGAUUUUUGUUCCAUAGAUCGACUACGCUGUGUGGCAACGAUGGUUUCAUUGCUAUAGACCGUACCAUGGGUUUGCGAUCCAUGCAUUAGUCUAUUGCUCAACUAGCUGAGCCAAGAAAUGUCGGAUUUAUCUGAUGAAGACAAAAAACGAGUUGCUGCUUUGUUCAAAGAGCUAGACAUCGACAAAGAUGGCAGGGUUAGCGUAUCCGAGCUGGCCAAAGUCGUUCGCGGCGAACACGAGCCUUCAGGUCGAGAAGUGACGGCUAAACGCAUAAUUGACAAGAGUUCUGUCAACCAGUCCGAUAAGACACACCUCACUUUCAAUGAAUUUUUGACAUACAUCCGCGACACUGAGACACAGCUGAGAUUGGCCUUCAAACAACUGGAUCGUAAUAAGGACAAUACAGUUGAUGCCGAGGAAAUUCAAGCGGCGUUACAUGAGCUAGGAGUUCGAAUUAGGCUAGAAGACGCUCAGCAUCUUCUGCGGCGCAUGGAUAAGGAUGGAUCACUGAAGAUUGACUAUGACGAGUGGCGGGAUUUUCUGUUGUUCAGUGGAACUUCCGAUAUUGAUGAAAUCUUUCGGUAUUGGCGGAGGGCUUCUGCUAUCGAUAUUGGGGAGGAUAUGCUCGUCCCAGAUGACUUUACAAAAGAAGAGAAGAAGUCGGGCGAGGCAUGGAAGACGUUGGUUGCUGGAGGUUUUGCUGGAUGCAUUUCUCGGACGGCUACUGCUCCACUAGACCGAAUCAAACUAACCUGGCAGGCAGCGGGCACCAAAGCUGCUCAAGUCGGUUUGGUCGGGACACUGACUCGCAUGGUUAAAGAGGGUGGUGUUGGUUCGUUGUGGCGUGGAAACGGGGUUAACUGUAUCAAGAUUGCCCCGGAAUCUGCCAUCAAAUUUCAAGCCUACGAACUGUACAAACAAUGGCUAGGGCCUCGUUUCGGGGACAGCGAAGAUGGCCCAGUGACUCUGAAGACUAAAUUUGUGUCAGGUGCAUUUGCUGGUGCAACCGCACAAACGAUCAUAUACCCCAUGGAGGUUCUCAAAACUCGCAUGUGUUUGCGUAAAAGUGGUCAGUAUUCGUCCAUCUUUGAUUGUGCACGCAAACUUUAUCACGAACAAGGAUGGCGUACUUUCUACAGAGGUUAUGUACCAAAUAUGCUAGGUAUAUUGCCGUACGCGGGAAUCGAGUUGGCAAUGUUCGAAACUUUCAAGCAGAUAUACGUGAAACUAACCACCGCAGAAAAUGAGAAACCGAGGUCUCCAUCAGUCUACGUCUCUGUCACUGCUGGUGCGCUGUCUUCCGUGUGUGGUCAGCUAGGGACGUACCCGUUGGCGCUUGUACGUACCAAAUUGCAAGCACAAACGUCCAGUGCGCACAAGGUCGGUUUCAUCAAACUGUUCGGGAACAUUGUCAAGCACGAAGGAUUCACUGGUCUGUUCCGUGGCCUUGGACCUAACAUGUUGAAGGUGAUACCUGCCGUGAGCGUUUCGUACGCAUGCUAUGACGAAAUCCGAAAGCUGCUUCAUAUCAACAAGUAGCGCACCCGCUGGAUUCCGACCUUACUGUAACAAGUAUUUUCUUGCAGAUAGUGGGGCUGUGGACUGUCAGUCAAGGGUACGAAGCCGAUUUGCGGAACGCACAUGCAGGUCGUCUGUAUCUGACUUGAGCCACAACACACAAUUCUUGUCUGUAAAUAUACUAAUCUCAUUUCUCACCAGUAUCUGACAGAAAAUAAAGAAACUUGUUUGUAAUCAAUUCUGAG
Molecule: messenger RNA, 1766 nt
Organism: Dicrocoelium dendriticum
Lineage: Eukaryota; Metazoa; Platyhelminthes; Trematoda; Plagiorchiida; Dicrocoeliidae
Source: the annotation of a GenBank genome assembly